Plenodomus lingam JN3 is the source of this 285-nucleotide messenger RNA. RefSeq lists its product as uncharacterized. Lineage: Eukaryota; Fungi; Ascomycota; Dothideomycetes; Pleosporales; Leptosphaeriaceae. The record is from RefSeq and is a predicted model, not a curated record.
AUGGCGGGGCAGCAGCUGCGAACAGCAUCAUUGGCUGCAGCCUUCUCUCACAAGACGGAAAGUGAACGCUGGCACGCAAAAGGCCUGAGGCUCAAUGUCGAGUUCGAUGUUGCUGUUGCUGUUGCUGUAGCUGUCGCUAUCAAUCCCGAGAUCUACUGUACGCCAGAAGCGCCAAGCCAAGGCAGCCCAGAGUCCGAGCUCCUGGAAUUGCCGCGUCGCUGUGAGCUGCCUUCGCGUCCUCCAACAGGACCUGGUCACCAGUUAUCUAGCAAGUACAGCUUUUGA